GAUCUAGUAAGUAGCAACUAACAACCCUGAAACUGACAGACUACUCCAACAAUAUUUAGUUCGUAUCACGGUCGUAUGUCGCAUGUAUCGUGGUCCGUAGUCCGUGGUUUGUAUAAAACGGAGAAUCUGUCGUCUGUACGGUGGUUUGACAAGAGCCAUUUGGUACCAAAAUUAAUUCCGAAACUGACAGUUUCACCACUGCAAUCACCAACUACAACGAAAAUCGAAACAAGGCACCAUUCGGAGAAAAAUGUCAAAAAUCGAAGAAGGAAAUGCUCAUAUACGACAAGCUGAGAAAAGCUUAAAAACAUCACUGUUAAAAUGGAGACCUGAUUUCGAAGUUGCGGCCGAUGAAUAUACAAGUGCAGCAACUUGCUUUAAAAUAGCGAAAUCUUAUCAACAAUGUAAAGAAUGCUUAAUGAAAGCUGCUGAUUGUUAUAAAGAAAAUAGAUCAUGGUUUCAUGCUGCAAAGAGUAUUGAACAUGCUGUUUUAAUUUGCAAAGAAAUGGGAAAUCUUGCAGAAGCACCAAAAUUAGCACAUAGUGCUUGUUCUUUGUAUCAAAUGCAUGGGUCACCUGAUGCAGGUGCAGCUGUACUUGAUAAAGCAGGCAAAAUGAUAGAAGCAACUCAACCACAAGAAGCACUAGAAUUAUUUAAACGAGCUGCUAAUAUUGUUAUGGCUGAAGAUAGUCCACGUCAGGCUGCAGAAUACAUGAGCAAAGUGGCAAGAUUAUUAGUAAAACUACAAAUGUAUGAUGAAGCAGCAGAUGCAAUUCGGAGAGAAAUUGGAAUGCAUCAACAGAUAGAUCAUGCACCCUCUGUUGGUAGAUUAACAGUAGCAUUAGUGUUAGUACAGUUAGCUCGAGCUGAUCAGGUAGCAGCUGAGAAAGCUUUCAAAGAAUGGGGAAAUUACUGUGAAGCUCCUGAGGUUAAUACAUUAGAAAUGUUAUUACAAGCAUACGAUAAUGAAGAUGCAGAUGCUGCAAGAGCAGCAUUAAAUAAUCCUUUCAUUAAACACAUGGAUGUUGAAUAUGCUAAACUUGCUAGAAGUAUACCUCUACCACAGCAACAAUAUGCAAUACCUCCUCCAGGAAUAAGAGCAAAUGCAGCAGAAUCAUAUACAUCUCCUAAUGCCUCAAAAUUGGUGGAAGAAACUACAACCGAAGUUCAAAACAUGAGUAUUAAAGAAUCUAAAGAUACUACUACAACGUCAUCUGAAGAUACUAUCGAGAAAGAAGAGGCACAAGCAGCACCUUCGAAAAACACAGGAAAUGAAGAAGAAGACGACGAAGAAUAUGAAGGAUUAUGUUGAUUGCAUAUUAUUAUUAUUAAGAUUAACUAUUUAUAUCUAGAAGUAUAAACAAAUUUUAUUUUGUAAAAGAUAUUAUAUUGCGUUAAUUCAGAUAUAUAUAUAUAUAUAUUUAAUGCCUAAAAAUAUUCUUUACAGGCAUACUAAUCAUAUAUACACACACAUAUACAUAUAUAUAUAUGUAUAUACAUAAAUCUUAAAUCUUGUUAAAUUCUUUAAUGCACUUUUACUAAGCAUUAAUUGAUGGUUAGUAAAACUUUAGUAAAAAAUACUUCGAAAAAUAUUCUUAAAAAUACUUUCAGAAAUACAUUGCUUACAAGGAAAUCUUUCUUAUUUAAAAUAACAGUUACAUAAAAUAUUUUAGAUAUAAUUCCUUAUACAUAUACAUGCUGCAAGGAAUCCUAUGACAAGAAGUAAAUAUGUAAUAUAUAUGCAUUUAUGUUGAAUAUAACAAUAUUUAAGAAUAUAAUCUUUAAAAAAUACUGUUCUCAUGUUGAUAUCCGCUUCAUAAGUAUUAUAUUUUUUUUGUUCUUAUAGAAUAUAUUCCGAUGAUUGCAGAUCUUAUGUCAAUAAAGAUGUAUAAACACAAAUAUAUUUUAAUAAUCUAAUUUCAUGUUUACGAACUGUAAAAAUAUAUAUAGAAAAAUAAAUUGUUACUGCGAACGCUUAAACACGUGUUGAUUCUCUUGAUAUUGUGUACAAGUUAAAAGAAAUGAGGUUAUGAAUAAACUGAACUCUCUAUACAUGUA
Molecule: messenger RNA, 2058 nt
Organism: Bombus pascuorum
Lineage: Eukaryota; Metazoa; Arthropoda; Insecta; Hymenoptera; Apidae
Product: gamma-soluble NSF attachment protein-like
Exons: 8
Coding region: 251-1312 (353 amino acids)
Biological process (GO): intracellular protein transport
Cellular component (GO): SNARE complex; vacuolar membrane
Molecular function (GO): syntaxin binding; soluble NSF attachment protein activity
Source: RefSeq, a predicted model, not a curated record